AUGCCCGACCUAGCUAAGUCUACGGGUCUCAUUAGUGAUGAACAGCAGAAACGAUCACAACCGUCUGAUCGACCUACCUGCGAUGCAUUGACUCCGCUUACUUACCCGUGUCCACAUUGCCCUCGUAAGCUUCGCCACCUCAAGCUAUUGAAUGCUCACAUCCUCAAUUACCACAAGACGGUUGCCUCUGGCUCAUCUCACGGGUCAGAUUCAUUCAUUGAUAUAGUGACAACACAGACGACAACAACCUCUACUACAGCGUCUUCUCCAGCUCUUCAACCGAUGGUAAUUACGAUGAGUAUUACCAGUGACCGUAUGAGUGCUACUCCAGUGUCUGCUGCUACACCUCUCUUACGCAAUCUCUCACCGAUGCCCGGGGCUUCAUGCGAGGCAAAGCGACUAUCUAGACACACGCCUUCAUCAAUUAAUCUCAGGCCAAGUGGAGGUAGUGAAUCUGAAAUUUCGAUGAGUGACAUAAAAGUUAAGUCGCCACUUCGAGACCAGACCAGAGAGGGUUCACGAACCACCUCGGCCCCUGAAGCUCAGGGUAAACUGGUGCGACGUAUUUCGUGA
Protopolystoma xenopodis is the source of this 573-nucleotide messenger RNA. The record is from the annotation of a GenBank genome assembly. NCBI's taxonomy places the organism in Eukaryota, Metazoa, Platyhelminthes, Monogenea, Polystomatidea, Polystomatidae.